CUCCAGCCCCUGCACAUCUCGGUGUGAAGUGCGUUUGUGUGUCAUGUCACGCGCCGUCGAGUCUCACCGAUCGCGCGAACUGAACGACGCGCAUUGCUCACGCGCUCAGAAACAACACUCAUUUCGACAGGAUGAAGGAACGAAGGUGUGCUGGAGUCAUUCAGUGAUGACGGACACGAGGCAACUUCUCUUUCCUGUUAAUUCAAAUCAAUCGCUGAAAGGACAGGACGGUUCAAAAGGCAAAACGUGCAACAUUUAUUCGGAUAAAUGCCAAGCGAAGCGCCUCGGUAUCAUCUAACAGGUAUAAAGGAACAGGUUAUUGCUCACUGGAAUCUGAAACGUGGAUUUUAUGUUAUAAGGACCCCAUGCAUGAUCAGCUCUAAUAAAACUCUGGAUGAUUCAGUCAAAACUGUGUGCAGAGUAGUCAACUGAACUUUGUUUUGAUGGAUGGAGGACUGAUGUUUCUCUGAUUGGGAUGCCUGUAUAACUGGACUCUGGAAUGCAGGACAGAGUUUUGUGUAAUGAAAUAUGAAUGUUUCACAGACAACGUUACCCGAGGCGUCUCUAAGAUGAAGUGUUUGAACACUUUUUAAUCGGAUGCACAGGAUAAUGGCAGUGUUGGAUUUGAACUUGACGACGGUCAUUGACAGCGGAUUCAUGGAAAGCGACCGCUCCGUGCGGGUUCUGACCGGUUGCUUUCUGUCCGUUCUAAUCCUCUCCACUUUGCUCGGGAACACGCUGGUUUGUGCAGCUGUCACAAAGUUUCGCCACCUGCGCUCUAAAGUCACCAACUUUUUUGUCAUCUCGCUGGCCGUGUCAGACCUGCUGGUGGCUGUUCUGGUCAUGCCCUGGAAGGCUGUGACAGAGGUUGCCGGCUUCUGGCCCUUUGGUGCGUUUUGUGACAUUUGGGUGGCUUUCGAUAUCAUGUGCUCCACGGCGUCUAUCCUGAACCUGUGUGUUAUUAGCGUGGACCGAUACUGGGCCAUUUCCAGCCCGUUCCGCUAUGAGAGGAAGAUGACUCCUAGAGUGGCCUUUGUGAUGAUCAGCGGGGCUUGGACUCUAUCCGUGCUCAUCUCCUUCAUCCCGGUGCAGCUCAAAUGGCACAAGGCUCAGCCGAUGAGCUUCACGGAGGUCAAUGCGUCUCACAGGGCUCUGCUUACGGACAACUGUGACUCCAGCCUCAACCGAACGUACGCCAUUUCGUCCUCCCUCAUCAGCUUCUACAUUCCUGUCGCCAUCAUGAUCGUAACAUACACUCAGAUUUACCGGAUCGCCCAGAAGCAGAUCCGACGCAUCUCAGCUUUGGAAAGGGCAGCGGAGAGCGCCCAGAUCCGGCACGACAGCAUGGGCAGCGGAGCCAACAUGGAUUUGGAGAGCUCCUUCAAACUGUCGUUCAAAAGAGAGACGAAAGUCUUAAAAACGCUGUCUGUUAUAAUGGGGGUUUUCGUGUGCUGCUGGUUGCCCUUCUUCAUCUUGAACUGCAUGGUGCCGUUUUGUAAGCGCACAUCGAACAGUCUCCCCUGCAUCAGUCCAACAACGUUUGAUGUUUUUGUCUGGUUCGGAUGGGCCAAUUCGUCUCUCAACCCCAUCAUAUACGCCUUCAACGCCGACUUUCGCCGAGCUUUUGCCAUCCUUUUAGGAUGCCAGAGACUCUGUCCGGGAAGCAUUAGCAUGGAAACACCUAGUCUGAACAAGAACUGAAAAGCAAUGUCACACCAAUCCUUUGCCAAGCAAAGCAAGGGGGAAAUAGAUUUGGGAUUAAGACUCUGGGAAGAGAGCCCUCCCGCUGUGCUGGAGAGCAGGGGAAGCAGUUGCAACAUCCCAUAAGCGAAGCUAAUCUCUAUAAAAAGCUACACUUCCCAUAAAGAAUGACACAAGUGUGUUCUGUGUGUUCCCAGUGUCUUUUUCAGACAGUCAACUGAAUCCACAAGUGACUUGCAGAAGUCAGACGAGCAAUGUCUUAUUAAAAUGAAAUGUAGAUGUUUCUCUGAAUGUUUUGUGGGGGUCUUGUUUAUUUUAAAGAGGCUGUACGGUAAUAAAAUUAAAGCACAGGGCAAAUUUACUGCAAA
Molecule: messenger RNA, 2069 nt
Organism: Carassius gibelio (silver crucian carp)
Lineage: Eukaryota; Metazoa; Chordata; Actinopteri; Cypriniformes; Cyprinidae
Gene: drd1a
Product: dopamine receptor D1a
Exons: 2
Coding region: 598-1701 (367 amino acids)
Biological process (GO): adenylate cyclase-activating adrenergic receptor signaling pathway
Cellular component (GO): membrane
Molecular function (GO): G protein-coupled receptor activity
Source: RefSeq, a predicted model, not a curated record